This is a messenger RNA of Triticum turgidum subsp. durum (durum wheat), 1260 nucleotides long. The record is from the annotation of a GenBank genome assembly. NCBI's taxonomy places the organism in Eukaryota, Viridiplantae, Streptophyta, Magnoliopsida, Poales, Poaceae.
AUGUUUGUUCAUCAUCAAUCCACGAUGGAAGCUCCAGAUCGAGAUUGGUCCGAGCUACCAAUCGACAUAUUGUGCGACGUGCUCAAAUUGCUCGAGUGCCCGGACCUCCUCCGAUCCGCCGCCGUUUGCUCAAUCUGGUACAAGGCGUACUCCACGCAACGCUGCAUCAGUGCUUGUCCUGGACACCAAACACCAUGUCUGCUCUAUUGCACCGAGGCCGCCGGCGGGCUAAAAGCUCUUGGCAUGUACAGCCUCUCCGAGCAAAAGGCCUAUACCAUGCCGUUCCCUGAACAUCCCAUCAAGAACUGGUUCGGCUCAUCCCACGGAUGGCUAGUCACUAUGGAUGACAAGUCUGACCUGAUGCUGCUCAACCCGAUUACCGGCAACACUAAUGUACUCCCUCCAGUGACAACCAUGGAGCAUGUUAAACCUAUCCUAAACGGGGACGAGGUUCUUGAAAAGUAUGAGGUGUUUUACUAUGAUGGAGAGCUUCCGAGGGUCGUGGACGAGGACACCGCCAUAUUUUCCUUGGAGGAGUAUGGUCACAUGGUCUAUCUAAAGGCGGCCUUAUCGUGUGAUCCAUCGGUAGGUGGAUGCAUCGUCAUGCUCAUCCACCAGCCGUACGGGCAGCUCUCGUUUGUCAAGGUAGGAGACAGUCGCUGGAAUUGGCUCAGCAUGGGUAUUAACUAUACAGAUUGUAUAUACCACGACGGAUGGUUCUAUGCAGUUACUCAUGGAGGCGCAAUCGAUGCAUACAAUUUAAAUGGACCAUCUGUCAUCCAAAAAAGAUUAUUACGCAGAAUAAUUCGGACGGUUUCAAAAUGUCACAUUGUUCAGUCAGAAUGGGGAGAUGUCCUCCAAAUCAUUAGGAAGGAGAUUCUCGAUCCUGAACGACCGGACAGUCAUACGUGGAUCCCUGAAAUCAAAGUGUACAGGGUUGAUUUUGAUAAGGAGAAGUGUGUCAGCAUAACAGAUAUAGGGGACUAUGCGUUGUUCAUUGGGAACAGCACAACGUCUUGUUUAAGCGUGAAGGACUAUCCAGACUUGAUGCCAAACCAUGUCUAUUUCACUGAUGAUGACGACGGAGCACACAUACUCGAGAAAGACUACCCUCCCAAAGUUGGGAUUUACAACAUUAAAAAUAAUACCACGGUGAAUGUGGUUCAUCCUGAACUUUGGAUGAAUUGGUUGCCCCCCAUAUGGUUGACGCCGAGUCUUGAGAAAACGGGAUCUCAAGAUAAUAACGGCGGGGGGCGGUAA